CAAAAAAAAAUAUGUCGUUUGAUAUUCCAUUUGGCGACCAGAUGCGCAUAGCACUGAGCUAUGUGAAAUUCAAAACCAAACAGAAAAGCAUGCGUACAAACGAAAAAGUCAUCACCGACACUGUUUAUGGCAAAGUGAAGGGUGUUAAAUGGCAUUCCAUAUAUGGUGGCUCUUAUUACAGCUUCGAGGGUAUUCCAUUUGCUAAGCCACCAAUUGGCCACUUGCGAUUUAGAGCACCUGAGGAGCCAGAACCUUGGACUGAGGUACGCCGUUGUACGCGCGAACAUCCCAAGCCAUGUCAACACAAUAUCAUAUUGAAGCAAGUGCAGGGGCGUGAGGAUUGUUUGUACUUAAAUGUCUUCACGAAAACGCUACAUCCCCAGAAACUGAUGCCGGUUUUGGUUUGGAUAUAUGGCGGUGGUUUUCAAAUGGGUGAGGCGUCUCGUGAUAUGUACAGUCCCGAUUACUUUAUGAUGGAAAAUGUUGUGGUCAUUACGAUCACAUACCGAUUGGGUCCUUUGGGUUUCCUCACACUCGAAGACCCUCAAUUGGAUGUUCCCGGUAAUGCUGGCCUCAAGGACCAAGUGAUGGCCCUGCGAUGGGUAAAGCGAAAUUGUCAUUUCUUUGGUGGCGAUCCUGACAAUAUAACCGUAUUUGGCGAGAGUGCGGGCGCUGCUUCAACGCACUAUAUGCUGCUAACUGAACAAACGCGUGGACUCUUUCACAAAUGUGUACUCAUGUCCGGCACUGCUUUAGCUCCUUGGGCCAACGUACCACAACACAAUUGGGCCUACCGCCUGGCUAAAGCCACUGGUUAUCGCGGCGAAAAUGUUGAUGGCAAAGUUUUGGAACACUUACAACACUGCAAGGCUAGCGCCAUGAUGAAAGUCAGUGAAGACCUACUCACCACAGACGAGCGUCACCAACGCAUGAUGUUCGGUUUUGGACCGUCAGUGGAGCCAUAUAAAAGCAAACAUUGCGUCAUACCAUGCCCGCCUGUGGAAAUGAUGCGCAACGCUUGGGGUAAUGCGAUACCAAUGCUCAUUGGUGGCAACAGCUCAGAGGGAUUGCUAAUAUUUACUGAGGCUCGUAAAUAUCCGGAGUUAAUGAGCAAAUUGAGUGAUGAUGCGUCAUAUUUGGUGCCGGACGAUGCUUGUGUGAGUGCAGAUAAGCGAAAGGAAUACGGAGAGCGGCUGUUGCGACUAUAUUUUGGCGAUAGUCAACCGAGUUGGGAGACGGUACUGCAAUAUGCGGAUCUCUUCGGCUACAAAUACUUCUGGCAUGGCAUUCAGCGAACGCUGCUCUCACGUCUAGAAUAUGCAAAUGCGCCCACUUACCUUUAUCGCUUCGAUUUCGAUUCGAAACACUUCAAUUUUAUGCGCAUCAUCACCUGUGGUCGCAAUGUACGCGGCACCUGUCACGCCGAUGAUCUCUCCUACUUAUUCUACAAUGCGGGCGCCAAGAAGUUGAAACAGCGCAGCGCCGAAUUUCGCACCAUACGUCGGUUGACCACAAUGCUGGUGCGUUUUGCUGAAUGCGGUAAUCCCAAUAUACCCAUGAAUGAAGGGCAUGACCAUAGUUACCAUUAUCACCAUCACCAUCGGCAGCCGCACCACGAACAACAACAACAAGUUCCUUUAAACAAUACAAAUGGCAAAAGCAAUGGCGUACAAAAUGGGCAAGAGAAGGGCAAUGCGGAAGAGGAGUUAGAGCAUAACCAACAGCAUAGCCGAGAGAGUAGUUAUGAUGAUAGUGUCAGAGAUGGGGUGGAAUUGGCGCUAGAGGUGAAUGCAACACUGGCGGAACACGAAAUGCCACCACAGCAACCAUGGCUGCCAGUUUCACGCAACACAGAAGUAUUCAAAUGUUUGAAUAUAUCCGAUGAAUUGGAGGUGAUCGAUCUGCCAGAAGCAGAAAAGUUGCGUUUUUGGGAUGAAGUGUAUACAGAUAGAACAUUACUCUAUUGAGUGCACAUAUAUGUGUACAUGCAUACACUCAUACCUAUGGUUCAAUUCUUGGUAAGUCUGCUCGUUUGUUAGUUGCGUAAUUGAUUGCGGUAAGAGGGUCGAUGAGUCGGUGCAACGCAAAGCGCAGUGUAAUUAAGGUAAAGUGUCUACGUGAAUGAUGUGAAGUGAUAGAAAGUGCAAAUUACACAGGUGAUAUUGGGCGAAAAAAAUUUUAAAAGUGAGUCGCACAAACUUAUAUCUUUUAAUGCUAACUCGGAAAAGUUUAUAAUGCAUCAAAUGUUGUAGAUAUUUGGUUACUUAGUUGCUAAAGUCAUUGGAGCUUAUUGUACAAUUAUUGUACACUCUAAUUGAAAACAAAUAUAUUUAUAAAUAUGUACCUAUGUGCUUACAAGGUGGCGCAAAAUUAAUUAUCAUAUAGGAAAAUUUAUAAUUUUCAAUCGUAUUUGACACCCAUGACAAACAGACAAGCAAUAGAGCGCGUAAAGGUCAAAAUUAAGAUUUCCAUUAAUCAAAAUAUAUAUAUUUUUUUGCAUUUAGUAAGUAAGUUAUUCAAAAACAAAAUGGAUGAUUAAUUUUGCGCCACCCUGUAUAUAAUUUUGCUCUGGGGGAUAUUGCAAUUUUGCGCACACGCAGCCAGUGAAAGCAUGUUAAGUAAUUUUUAAGCCAUAAAUAUUUGAUUCUAUAAAGAAAAUUUUAUAUAAAAUAUAAA
This is a messenger RNA of Anastrepha obliqua, 2676 nucleotides long. Its product is annotated as esterase B1. The record is from RefSeq and is a predicted model, not a curated record. The transcript is spliced from 5 exons. Bases 12 to 1967 code for a protein of 651 amino acids. Lineage: Eukaryota; Metazoa; Arthropoda; Insecta; Diptera; Tephritidae.